This is a messenger RNA of Trichomycterus rosablanca, 6076 nucleotides long. RefSeq names its product myosin, light chain kinase a (gene mylka). Gene Ontology annotation, biological process: protein phosphorylation. The transcript is spliced from 31 exons. The record is from RefSeq and is a predicted model, not a curated record. Gene Ontology annotation, molecular function: protein binding; ATP binding; protein kinase activity. NCBI's taxonomy places the organism in Eukaryota, Metazoa, Chordata, Actinopteri, Siluriformes, Trichomycteridae. The coding region runs from base 1 to 5430 and encodes 1809 amino acids.
AUGGGAGAUGUGCAGUUGAUGACGAGUUCUCCCAUGUCCAGGAGCAGGCUGACCCUGGGAAAGGUUCCACUCAGUAAUGAAGCCCCAGCGUUCACCCUCCCGCCAAGGAAUGCUCGUGUAUGUCUGGGUGGCACAGCUCGACUUGAAGGCAAGGUGCGUGGUUCUCCAGAACCUCAGGUGUGUUGGUUCAGGAAUGGAAAACCAGUGAUAGCAGGAGGUCGAUACUCUAUGGAACAAAGUGCGCGUGGAACCUUCAGUCUGGCGGUAGAAGAAGUCCAGGCAGACGAUGCGGGCCGAUACACCUGCGAAGCUGUAAAUGAUGCAGGAUCUCGACAGAUCAGUGUGGACAUGAUUGUGGAAGACAGUGUGGUCAAGAAAUACAGCCUCCCUUCUGCCAGUAAAGCUGGGGGCCGCUUAGGACUUUCUGCGGUGGAGAACAGACCCAGUAUUUGGGGUGAAAGCCCUCCAAAGUUUGUAACCAAACCCUCCCGCCUCUACCUAAAAGUGGGGCAGACAGGAAAGUUCUCAGCCAAGAUCACAGGACGUCCCCAGCCUCAUGUUCAGUGGUUUAAGGGUGAGCAGGAGCUUCAGAGUUCAGAUCACCUUAGCAUGUUUGAGAGGUCGGGGCUGCACUUCCUGGAGAUCCGCUUUGUGCAGACAGAGGAUGCUGGUGUAUACACUUGCCUACUUAACAACAGCGCGGGCAAGGCCUCGGCCACUGCAGAAGUUAUUGUGCAAGGUUCUGAUGCAGAUAAAGUCCCUAAAACAUCAGCUGUCUUCUCUAAAGUUGAUCCUACCAGUAACGGCCUAAUUCAUGUCCAAAAACCAAUCAACAUCUUCACACGUACUGCAACCACAGAGACACAAAUAAUGGUGAACUCCUCCAGAGCAAACAAAGACACAACCGUUGUAGCCAAAGACAAGCUGGCACCAAUGCCAGAGGUCCAUAAACUGACUAUAACAUCAGCCCUGCAGCCUUCCCCUAAACAAAACGAUGAAAGAUCAGCAGCAGGUCCACUGAGGUCUACCAACACUAUGACAUUUGGGAGUCUACAGACCAAGAAGAGCAGUAAAACAAUAGAACAGGAGCAGAAGACAAUGCCUGGACUUGUUAGACCCUCAGGAAGCAAGCCUGUUUGUGUAGUGGUAGAGUCCAGUAGAGAGAUCCACAGACUUGCUCGAGAGAAUCCACCCAAGACUGUGGAAACUCCACCCAACUUUGAUUUACAGCCUCAAACCCAGGAGGUUAUAGAGGGAACCAAAAUCAUGUUCACAUGUCAAGUAUCUGGUCAGCCUGCUCCCACUGUGAGCUGGGUUAAGGAUGGAGCUGUGCUCAGACAGAGAUUAGGUAUCAGCAUCCAGCAGAAAGACAGUCUGCAUCUGUUGUCUGUGGAGACCGUGCACAAAACGGAUGCUGGUCAGUAUGGCUGCACUGCUGCCAACAAUGUUGGGAAAGCUACCUGCAGCUGGACUCUUACAGUAAACAGCCCGCGUUUGGAAGGAAAAGCUCCAGUGUUUAUCAGUGCUUUAAAGGACUGUACUGUAACAGAGGGACAGAACAUCCAUCUGCAGUGCUCGGUGGAGGCUCAACCUCAGCCCACUGUUUCCUGGCUGCUCAAUGAUGAAGCUUUGCUGUAUGGGCAGUCUGUGUUUGAGGGAGGUCGGGCACAGCUGACGGUUCAGGAUGCUGUGUGUGCAGAUGAAGGUUUAUACUCCUGUGUGGCUGAAAACGAGCAUGGACGAGCAGUGUGUACUGCCAGAGUGCUGGUUAAAGCUAAGAUGAGUAUUAAGAGGCCAGUUGCUGUGCCAGUCUCUGAACAGAAAAGGUCCACUGUGCCAGUGUUCCUGAACGAACUGCAUGAUCUGAGAGUAAUGGAUGGCAGCCAGAUUACUAUGACAGUGGAGGUGACAGGACAUCCCACACCAGAGGUGCUCUGGCUGCACAAUGGAAAAGAGAUUCAAGAGUCUGAGGACUUUCACUUUGAGACUAAAGGCAAUCAGCAUAGUCUCUACAUACAGGAAGUGUUCCCUGAAGAUACUGGCACAUAUACUUGUGUGGCUUGGAAUAAGGUGGGAGAGGCUCGUACGAAAGCUUCACUUACUGUUCAAGAGCCUCAGGAUGGUGUACAGCCAUGGUUUAUCACCAAGCUCAAGUCAACCACAGUGUGUAUGGGCCAGCACGCCCUGCUCUCAUGUGCCAUAGCGGGUGACCCCUUCCCUGAAUUCCUCUGGAAGAAAAAUGGGCAGGUGGUGUCAUCGGGACGUGAUAUUGAGGUCUUUAAGAAAGAGGACGUGGUUUCUCUUCUUAUCAGGAGAGUAAAAGCACAUCAUGCUGGAAACUAUGAAAUCCACCUCAAAAACAAAAUCGGGGAAUGCAGUGCAGUGGCCACUUUAACAGUUAAUGAAGAAGAAUGUCAUAAAGCAGAGCCUGAUAAGCGAUCAGGAGGGGUGGAGUGGACAGAACGAGGCAGGGGAGAACAGAAAGAAUCUCCAAGCUUUACAACUGUCCAGUUGGAGCCUGAUCCAGUUCGGGAACGUUCAGAUCUGGAGAAGCCUUUCGCCUCCCGGGGUCUUUUAAAGCAUAGAGUGGAGACCAAGGAACAUCGGGAAGACCAGAUCAGACAGAAGGAGGCCGAGCAGGUUGACUUUCGAACGGUACUGGGCAGGAGGGUUUCCACCAAGAGCGUUUCCGAGGAGGAUCUGAAGGAGGUCACGGCUGACCAGAUGGACUUCAGGGGUAAUCUUCAACGCCAGAUUAAGCCCAAGGCCCAGAAUGAAGAUGAGAGAAAAAUUCACUACCCCCAGCAGGUGGAUUUUAGGCCGGUGUUGGGCAAGAAAGGAACUGUGGCUCCCAAAACUGUAGCAAAGCCAGAACCCAACAAAAAUGAGCCCACUGACUUUAGAUCAGUGUUAAACAAAAAGAAGAAUCCAGUGAGUGUGGAGAACAGUAAAGAUGGCUGCACAGGAAAGGAGAACGAUCCGAACUGCGUACAUGAAGGAAAUAAGGAGAUAAACAAUGCAGGCGAAGAUGAUAAGUUGGUUUUCACACAAAAAUUGAGAGAUGUGACAGUACUGGAUGGGGAAUGCUUGCAUUUGCAGUGCCAGCUGUCAUUUGAAUCUCCUGCAACUGUUACAUGGACUCUAGAUGGGAAAUUGAUCAAGCCCUCCAAAUUUAUCAUCAUUGCCAAGGAUGGUGCUGUGUGCUCCCUGACCAUUGAUAAAGCCUUGCCUGAAGAUGAGGGCCAGUAUGUGUGCAGAGCUGAAAGCAUUGCAGUAACAGCUGAGUGCUCCUGUAUGGUGCUUGUUGACGAUCCCAGUGCCUCAAGCUUAUCACCAGCUGACAAGAAAAGCAAAAAGCCUUCGACCCCUACCACAGAGAAUGAAGCCAGAAUAAAGAAGCCACCACCCAAAAUACCUCAAAAACAAGGUAUACCCCCUCAGAUUCUACAGUUUCCUGACGAUAUGAAGAUCCUUGCAGGUGAGCAGGUUAGUCUUCUGUGCAAGUUCACCGGAGCAUUACCCAUCAGCUGCACCUGGCUUAAGUUCCGCAAACCAAUUCAAGAUAGACAGGGUGACAUCACCAUUAAGAGCACAGACUCCAGCAGUGAACUGACCAUAGCACACGGUCAGCAGGAGCACUGUGGCUGCUACACAGUCGAGCUCAAGAACAGUUAUGGCAUGAAACAAGCUGCUCUUAACCUCACCAUUGUGGACAAACCCGACCCUCCUGCACGUAUCCCAGCUGUCUCAGAUAUUCGUAAAUCCAGCCUUAUCCUCUCCUGGUACGGGCCCACAUAUGAUGGCGGAAGUGCAGUGCAGUCUUACCAACUGGAAAUCUGGAAUUCGAAGGAUGAGCAAUGGAAGGAUCUAGUAUCCUGUAACAGCACCUCUUACAACGUUCAGAACCUGUUGCCUGAUAGGCUGUACAAGUUUCGAGUAAGAGCAGUAAAUAUGUACGGUGUCGGGGGGCCCAGUGCAGAGUCUGUUCCUGUUCAGGUCGGGGUGGAGUUGGAAGAAGAAGAUGAAAACCAAGAUGACGAUGUUGAACCUGCAUUUAAUGAGGAGUCGGAGUACAAAACCUUGACUGUCAGAACAGAUGUAAAGGUUAAAGACCUUUAUGAAAUAGGUGACAGGCUGGGAUCGGGGAAAUUUGGAACUGUAUUUAAACUCACUGAGAAGUCAACCAAGAAGGUCUGGGCUGGGAAAUUUAUAAAAGCAUUAUCGGCAAAGGAUAAAGACAACGUCAGGCAGGAAAUCGCUAUCAUGAAUGACCUGCAUCACCCAAAGCUUGUGCAAUGUGUCGAUGCCUUUGAGUUCAAGUCUGACUUUGUAAUGGUGCUGGAAAUGGUCUCUGGAGGCGAGCUGUUUGAAAGGAUCAUUGAUGAGGAUUUCGAGCUGACUGAGAGGGAGGUGAUCAAAUACAUGCUGCAGAUUGUAGAUGGCGUCGGUUUUAUCCACAGAAAAGGCAUCGUUCACCUGGAUCUUAAACCAGAGAACAUAAUGUGUGUUAACAAAACGGGAAGCAACAUCAAACUGAUUGACUUUGGACUUGCUCGUAGACUAGAAAACGCAGGAGGACUAAAGGUCAUGUUUGGUACUCCAGAGUUUGUAGCUCCAGAGGUGAUUAACUUUGAAGUAAUCAGCUACCCUACAGACAUGUGGAGUAUAGGUGUCAUCUGUUACAUACUUGUGAGUGGUUUGUCACCAUUCAUGGGGGAUAAUGACAAUGAGACAUUGUCCAACGUUACAUCAGCGACCUGGGACUUUGAGGACGAGGCGUUUGAUGAAAUUUCAGAUGAGGCUAAAGACUUUAUUAGCAAUCUUCUCAAAAAAGACAAGAAGGCUCGUCUAACCUGUGAGCAGUGCUUCCAGCACCCAUGGCUAAAACAGGACACAAAUAACAUGGAGGCAAAGAAGCUUUCCAAGGAAAGAAUGAAGAAAUACAUUCUGAGAAGAAAGUGGCAGAAAACAGGUCAUGCAGUGCGUGCCAUUGGCAGACUUUCCUCAAUGGCCAUGAUGGCUGGUGUCCACGCCAAGAAAAGUUCCUUAACUGAAGAGAAAAAUGACAACCUGUUGGCUGAGGAAACUGAGCAAAGGACACCAACAAAACCUUCAUUCAGUUUAGUAAUUAAAGACGUAGAGGUGGUGGAGGGCAGUGCUGCACGCUUCAACUGCAAGAUUGAGGGUUACCCUGAUCCUGAGGUGGUGUGGUAUAAGGACAACCAGCCCAUUAAGGAGACACGACAUUUCCAGAUCGAUUACGAUGAGAAUGGGAACUGCAGCUUGGUCAUUUCUGAAGUUAGCGGGGAUGAUGACGCCAAAUAUACCUGCAAAGCAGUUAACAGUCUCGGAGAGGCCAUCUGUUCAGCCGAGCUCAUCGUAGAGGUGAUGGGUGGAAAUGAGGAGGAGGAGGAGGAGGAGGAGGAGUAAUGAGUGGUACAAGAUGAACUGGACAUUGUUUUGUUUUCCACUUUUUGCUUUUUCUCACUUCUUCUUAUUACUUACACUGAUAAUGAAUGCACAAUGAGGAUACGCUUGCACCACUUUUUAUUUUGUUUCCUUGCACUUUCUAUUAUUUCUAUUCUAUUUUAUACAGCAGUCGACACCAGAUACAGUAUCAGCUGUUAAAAGAUUUUAAAGAGUACUUUUAUCUUAAUGACUUUACAGAAAUUCCAGAUGUGUGAUAGAGUAAACUCAGUAUUUAAUUUUAUGUUUUGCUGUGCUUUUAACAUUUUUACUGUUUUAUGUAAAAUAUGUAUGUAUAUUAUAAUUCAGUAUUUUUAUAAUACAUCAGCUGCAUGAAGAUUACAUUGUAAUAAAACACUACGACUGCAGGAGCUCACGAUUAUAAAAUAAAUGGUUACAAAUAACUUUUUGGAGCACUAAAGUGUUCAGAACAAUCUGGCAACUGACAAAAUAAUGAAAUUAUCGAAAAAUAAUGAAUUAUGAAUCACAAGAUGAGCGCCACUAGAGGUCGAUGUUGCUUUAUGUUCUCUUUUAAAAAGGGCCCACCCACUAGCAAACAAAACAGGGCUGCACCAUGAUCAAAUUUCCUCUUUCCUUUCUCAAGGAUUUU